Molecule: messenger RNA, 1351 nt
Organism: Bombus impatiens (common eastern bumble bee)
Lineage: Eukaryota; Metazoa; Arthropoda; Insecta; Hymenoptera; Apidae
Product: alpha- and gamma-adaptin-binding protein p34
Exons: 6
Coding region: 322-1116 (264 amino acids)
Source: RefSeq, a predicted model, not a curated record
GUUUCUUUAAAGGUCAAGUGAUGACAAACGUCAUUGUGAUCGUCCAUCACGAAAUGUUAUGACAUGAUACAACAUCGAUAUGUAAAAUAAUUCAACUAAUUCAUUGUUCAAAGUAUAUAACAACAAAAAUAUCGCUGUAUAUCGAACGAAAGUGAUUAAUUUUAUUUAUUUAAUAUUACAUUUUUAUAUCAAUUAACGUAAAAAUCGCAAUCCUAACCUAACCGUCAGUUAGUAGUUAGUAGUUUAAAAAAUAUCUUUUAAAUUUUUCAAUAUAUCUUGAGAUUAUUGAACUUUAAUAGUACGAUAAAACUUUAUUACGAAAUGAAUCUACCACGAAUAUUAAUAAUAAGCACCGAAAAAGGGAAAGCUAAUGAAAUUGCAGCGUAUAUAGGUGGAGAAAAAUUGUCUAACCAAGAUCAUUUUGAAUAUCAUUUAUGGGAUAUUCAAAACAAAUAUUACAAAACACAAGUGUUAAUAUGUGUAAUAGAAAAUCCUUCUGAAGAUAUUUCAAUUGAUAAUGUAGAAGCAUUAAUUGUAUAUCAUAAUCCACAGGCAGAAGAUGCAGAUCAGAAUUUAAAGAAAUGGUCAUCUCUAAUUGAUUCUUUGGCAGAAGCUGAGGUGCUACUGUUUUCUUGUAAUUUUAUAACAGACACCAUAAUUAGGAAUGAAGUGAUAAAAUGGUGUCUGCAAAACAGAUUUGAGCUAAUUGAAUUAAAUAGACCGGAUGUAGGUGCUUCAGAAGCUGAUUCAGAAAAUAACAAAUAUGGUAUUGAGAGGAUUAUUGAAGCUUUACAUGCUCAUAUGUGGCCAAACAUGAUACUUAAAGGAAAACCAUUGGAUGUAGGAGAACAAAAUCCUGAUAUGGAUGAAGUUGAAGAAAAGUUUGAAAACAUUGAAUUAAGUCAAGAUUCUACAGAAACAUUACCAAUAGAGAACAUGCUAGAUGGAAUUAUGGGUGAAGAGAAUGUAGAUUUUGGAGAAUUGUUUAGUCAAUUGAGAGCUAUGAAAGAACAUGCAGCCUUGCUGCCAACUGAUCAAAGACGAAUAGCCGCUGAACAAUUAGUUACUGCUUUCUGGAAAGCAAUGGGUGGUGAUCCAUCAGAAAUGGAAGAUUAAUAUAUGUAUUAAUUGUAUAAUGCACUUAAAUUCAUAUUAGGAACGCGUAUCUUUAUCUUGACAUCUUUUUGAUAUAUUAAUUUUUAAGGAGAGAACAUGACGGUCGUUACAAUAGUUAAUUGUGAAAUAUUUGAAGUCGUUUAAAUAAAAAUCAGAUGUAACGUAACAAUGUUAAAUUAUAAUAAACAUAAGUAUAAAAUCAAAAGAUUUGAUUAAAAGUAUUGUUUGUAGAAGA